Paramecium tetraurelia is the source of this 537-nucleotide messenger RNA. RefSeq lists its product as uncharacterized. The record is from RefSeq and is a predicted model, not a curated record. Lineage: Eukaryota; Ciliophora; Oligohymenophorea; Peniculida; Parameciidae. The transcript has a single exon.
AUGCCUAGAGGAAGGAAAAUAUAAUAAAACUAUUUAUACUAAAUAAGUUAACAAUUUCAAAAGUUCAUAAUUAUUUACCAUGUUAACAAAAGGAAAUCCAAUUUCAAAGGAGACAAAAAUAAUGAAGCAAUUGUUUUUUAUGAAAAAUUUGGAUAAUUCUCACUACUAAAGAGAAAACUACAAAACAAUCAUUAGGGUGAAGAAAAAAUCAGUAAUGAAAAUAAACGAAUCUAAACCUAAAAAAAACAUAUAUAGAAAGCAAAUAAAGUUGAAUAUUAGUAAAUGAAUAAAAGUAAUAAGCUUUAAGAGAAACAAAAGUAAUUAUUAUACCAAUCAUCCCACAAGCAAUUUUCGGAUAACGAUACCUCAAAUGAUAGCGAAGAACAAUUCGAAGUUUAAUUACUUUGUAAAAAAUGCUAAAAAGGACCAUACAAGUCAUAGCACUCCUAUUAAUAGCACAUCAAGAAGUAUCAUUAAGGGAAAGAACUAAAGAUCACUAAAAUAAAUACAUUUUAAAAAGGAGGGAAUAAAAUAUGA